AUGUCACCUCCAAGGCCAGCAGGCGCGUUCUGCACUUGCCAGCUUCGGACAAGCUGCUUAUCGAGCUGCAACCUACUGACCACAGGCUGGGCUUGCAUACUGGGCGCAUAUGGUAGGCAAGAAGUGAUUCAUCCCACUGGUGGUGCUUCAGGCAUUGGCGCAGGUGUGGUCAAGUCACUGGCAGAAGCUGGGAUACAAGUCACAAUCGCGGACUUGAAUGCCGUCGCUGGCGAUCAGUAUGCAAAAGCGCUGGCCGCAGAGGGCCACGAUGUCGACUUUGUACAUAUGGACGUGACGAGCUGGGCGUCCCAACUGUCGGCGUUCAAGCACGCACUUCAGGUCUCUCUCACCAACAACAUCGACAUCGUAAUCGCCUGUGCCGGCAUAGCAGGCGCCAACAUGCUCCAAGACGCUCCCUUCACGACCCCGACCACUUCAGAAGACCCUCAACCACCAAGCUUUCAACUCGCCAUGAUCAACGUUGAUCUCGUAGGAGCAAUGUACACAGCAACCCUCGCAGCCCACUACUGGCAGCAGAACCCACCCGCACCGGGAGCCGACAAUGUCCUAAUCUUGAUCGCCUCAAACAUCGCCUACUACGCCUCUCCGGGCUUCACAGGCUACGCAGCCUCCAAGUGGGGUGUACGCGGCAUGUGGAAAGCUCUCCGCGCCACGCCGUAG
Molecule: messenger RNA, 681 nt
Organism: Fulvia fulva
Lineage: Eukaryota; Fungi; Ascomycota; Dothideomycetes; Mycosphaerellales; Mycosphaerellaceae
Product: 5'-hydroxyaverantin dehydrogenase
Exons: 3
Coding region: 1-681 (226 amino acids)
Biological process (GO): fatty acid beta-oxidation
Cellular component (GO): mitochondrion
Molecular function (GO): 2,4-dienoyl-CoA reductase (NADPH) activity
Source: RefSeq, a predicted model, not a curated record